Messenger RNA from Parasteatoda tepidariorum (common house spider), 4643 nucleotides. RefSeq lists its product as uncharacterized. The record is from RefSeq and is a predicted model, not a curated record. Lineage: Eukaryota; Metazoa; Arthropoda; Arachnida; Araneae; Theridiidae. Gene Ontology annotation, molecular function: protein binding.
GAACAAUUUCCUGAGUGGCGCGAAAUACAUAUGUUUCGAAGUUUUAGGCAAAGGUGUUUGGAUUCCGAAACAAAGAAGUUUGGUAAACAAAGACUUUUUAUCCUUUAUCCAAGUUUCGAAGGAGAAUGUCGUUUUAGUUUGUUUCAUUUUGAAGCCUUGUAAAGAAAGAUGCUGACCCGUUCACGAAAUAGUAAUAAGGAACUGAACGAAUCCCUAAUUGAAACGCUGAAAUCGAAACACACCAUAACAAGAAAAAAAGUAAUUAUUAGUAGUCUUCUGGCGAGAGGGGCUGACAUCAAUCACUUAAAUUGUUUUGGAAACACUCCACUUCAUCUUGCCAGUAACACUAAUGAGGUUUACUUACUUUUCAUGUUAGGUGCAAAUGCUAACAUCCAAAAUUACGUCGGAGAAACUCCGUUGCUGCAUAUAAUCAAAAAGGAUAGAUCCAUACCCAUUGAUGCCCGAAAGAAACGUUUUAAAGAAUCUAAGGACAUCAUUAGGGAAUUUAUAAGAUUCUCAUUUAGAAAUCGCGACUUAAAUAUGAAUUUAAAAGAUUCUAAAGGUAAUUCCCCUCUUUUUGAAUAUGUUUUUAAGAAUGAGUGUGAUAUUAACAUUGUGAAGCAGUUUGUUCAUCUAGGUGCAGAUCUUAAUAUCAAAUCCUCCGGGCGUAACACUCUCCUACAUGCUGCUGUAACAAAUUAUUAUUGUAAGAAUGAUGUUGUACAAUACUUGCUUGAACAUGGAUUACAUCCUAAUGCAGAAAAUAUUCACAGGCAGACACCUCUUUAUUGCUGUCUAAGAAAUAGGAAUAUUAAGUUAGAUAUUGUGGAAGAGUUGAUUAAGCAUGGUGGGGAUGUCAUGAAAUCAGAUGUUAAUGGUAACACACCGUUAUAUAAUGCUGUGCUGAAUAGACAUUGUAAUCGAGAGCUGGUGGAUCUAUUAUUGCAUGGUAUUGAUCCGUCGUUCUUAAAUAGAAGGUUACGAUUUGGUGACACACUUUUGCACCAAGUUGUGACUCGUGCAGAUAUUAGUGUCAUUGAAAAGUUUCUCUCUUGUGGUGCCAAUGUAAAUGCAUUAGAUAGCACCUGCUGUACUCCUAUGCAUUUAGCAGUUAGUAUGCCUUAUUGUGAUGAAAGGAUUGUGGGUAUCUUGGUGAAAUAUGGAGCUGAUGUUAAUGCCAAGAGCAACGUAAACAGUACUCCACUUCAUAAAGCAUUUGAAAACACUAGAAAUAUGGCCGUCAUCAAAACUUUGUUAAGGUAUAAAGCCAAAAUGUGCACUCUUGAUAAUAAUGCAUAUACACCAUUGCACUACUUAAUUAAAAAUACCUAUUUCCAGCCAUCGUUUUUGAUUGAGUUGCUGUCUACAGAAAAGUCAAUUGAAGCAUGUUUAAAGCUUACAGCUAAUAAUAGAAAUUUCUUACACUUGUGCUAUUGUUACGGGAAGAGAAGUAUUUUGAAGAUUGUUCUUAAAUAUUUGUUUUUGAAGCAUCAUUCAAGGAUUAGUGAAAGGAAAUUCCCAUUAGUUGUCGAAGUCUUUUAUUCUAAGUUAGAAGAGUAUCAUUGGAAUUUAUUCAAUGAUUUCUAUCUAGCUUGCAUGAUGGAAAUCAAUCGGAUGCAGCGGGAUAGAGUUUCGGAUUAUAUAAAUUUUUAUAGUCUCCUGGUAAAUGAGUUUUCUCUACUGGUUAUGGCUCGAGACCAUCAGGUCAAAAAGCAAGUGAUUGAUGCAAUUCUAGUUAGAAUGACAAAUGAUCAGUAUCCAAUUUAUAAAGAUAUGGUAUUGUAUGUAAGGAAGCAAGAUUUCCUUGAAAAUCUUGAUGCUGUCAGGAUUUGUACUAGAGUUUAUCGUGAUGGAUCUUUGAGGAGGAUAAAUUUACCUCAGUUUCCUGUACGACAUAUUGCUGAGUAUCUCUCUAAACAGGAUGUGAUAAAUUUAAUAUUAGCAUAUUCCAAUUCUACUGAUUCGUUUGAGAGUGAAGCUGAUAUGAGCUUUGAGGAGGAAAAUGGAAGUGUAUUAUCUGAGAACCAUAUAGAUUUUACAAAAGAGGUGACAGUUGAAGUUUCAAGAUUAUCUCAGAUGGAUUUAAGGAAAUUAUGCAAACCUUGCAGAGUUGUUAUCAAGAACGAUAUUGAAACAAAACUACUUAUUAUAAAUUUAGAGAAUAAACAACAUGCUGGCAGUUCAUCGCAGCAGAAAGAGACUAAUUUAAUGUCUUGUGAGGAUAUCAAGGAUGGUGAUGAAACAAAGCCAGAUGUUGUAUGUUUAGAGAAUAAGCAAGGUACUGAAGGUUCAUCUCUGCCGAACGAGGCUAAUUUAUCAUCUUGUGAAGCAACUUGCGGGCCCAAAGAACAAAUAAAUGAUAACUCAGUCAUGCCAAUGGAUCAUUGAAUCUUUGUAAUUCUGUUUAAAAAAAAUGUUUCAAAUGAUAAGUCAAAUGAUAAAACUUGGUUAAUAGCAUUAUUGGAUUGAUGAGCAACAGUUAAAAAUCAUUUUGAGUUUAUAAAUUUUAUAACUUUGUUGAUAAUAUCAAUUUUUACUAUGGUUAAAAAGGCUUAAUUAUUUUUUUUAAACAAGAUAUGAACAAAAUUCAAUAACAUGCCUUUAGUUUAUUAUUAUUGCCAUUUUAAUUUCAUAACAUUAUCUCAGCUUUUUUUUCUAUUUUCUUUUCUGAUUUUUUAUAUAUAAGCUCAUUACAACAAAAAAUAUUUAAUUUUAUUAAGGUUCCAAUAAUGUGAAACAUCAAUGUUCAACAAAUCAAUCUUUACAUGUUGUUUGAUUUUUAUUUGCAUUUUCAUUUAUUUUUAAAUAUAAUUUAUAGGUUUUAUAACUGGUACUAAAAUUCAAAAUUUUAUUUUUUGAUACAUUUUUUACAAUUUCUUCUGAUAAAAGAUGGCAAUUUACUUUUAUAAUAUAAUUCUUUAAUUUCACUGAUUAUCAGCAUGUUUUAAUUUUAUAUUGUAUUCUCAUUAAUUUAUAGAAUUUUAAUUUUUGGCAUUGUAUGUUUGUUUAUUCAGUGAUCUUUUCCAUUUAUACAAUGUUAUUAUUUACUUUAUUCAACUUCAUUAUUUCAUUAUGUUACUGAAAUAUACCUUGUUAUAUUAUAGUAACAUAAGUGCAUCAGCACUGUUAAAAGUGAAGAUACCUCAAAUACUGUUUACUGUUAUACAGUUUAAAUAAUUUAUGAUUCAUUCAUUUUAAAAAUUUGUUAAAAUUUUUUUUUUAAAUACUAACAUUGAAGGAUUUUGUUGCUAAUAUUGUAAUAAAGUUUUUAUUAAAGAAUGAUUUUUAUUUAUAUUCACUGAUGGAGUUCAACUAUUGCAAUAAUAGGUGUAAUAAUAAAAAUUAAAUUUUUAGAAAAAAAAGAUUAAUAUCAAAAUGUUUAAUUAAAAUUUGUCCAUUACAAAAUUACUGAAGUCUUUUCGAAAUUUAAACAUAUUUAAGACCCAUAUUUUUAAGUUUAUAUAGUUUUUGAAUAUUUUAAUUUUAAGAGUAUAUCAAUGCAUGCUCUCUUAAUCCCAUAAUUAAAUAUGAAAGUUCAGUAUUGUUUAUAUUAUAGUUUUAAUGUUCUAUUAUAUUCAAAUUUAAUCGGAGCUCAUUGCAAUAAAUCAUGAAUUUUUUUUUAGUUCGAUUAAAUUAAAACUGUUACUAUACAUCGUUUUUUAUGUAAUAUUUAUUUGCAUUUCUUAAGAGUACUCUUGCUUAUAAUUAUGGAACUUAAAUGUGCAUGCUAAAAAUAAGAAGUAACAGCAGAGUAUGUUUUGAGCAUAUUUUGUCGUAUUAUUAUAUUGUAUUGAAGAAAUUGAUAAAUUUUAUUACUUUUAUAGGUUAGUAUUUUUAAUGAUAUUUAUGAUGUCAGUAUUUCUUCAUUUUAUUAUAAUAUAUUCCAUUCUAAGCAUUCACAAUUAAUGAUUUCAGGUUGAGGUUUGUGAUUGUUCUUUACUUUUCUAUUAAUUCAUUAAAGAGAUAAAUUGUUUUAAUAAUCUAGCCUAUAUUAUAUUUGUAUUGAAGAAGUUGAUAACUUUUUUUUGUUGUGAAAGGUUAGCAAGUUUGAUUAUAAUUUUUCAUAUUUACUAUGAUUUAUCCCAUUCUGAAAAUGGUGCACUAUAUUGUAUAUUGAUUACCGAAUUGUUAUUUGUAUUUGAUAAGUUCGAAUUCUAAAAAUUCUUUUUUUGUUCAUAAUCUACAAUGAUCAGUUCAUCUAUACUUAUUUACAUAUUGGGGUAUUUUGUGAUGAAUGUACCUACAUCCAUUUUAUUUCUUUUUUUUAAUUUUAUUUCUUGUUUCAGUUUUUGUUCUCUUAAAUGUUCUGGAACUAUUCUAUUGCACAUUAACAUUAAGAUUUAAUGUUAUGUUGUAAAAGAAUAUCAAUCCAUAUGAGCUUAGUUAUGAUUUUAGUUUUUGUGAUACUUGUGAUUUAAUUGGUUUAUAAUUUCUUUAAAAUUUUACUUAUUUGUUAAUGUUUACAUUUGUGUAUUGGUAAAAACACAUUUUUAAUUAUAUUUUAUAAAUUUUUGUGAUUUUUUAAAUAAUAAUUUAAUAUACAUUAUGGAAAAAGUGCAGUGCAUUUUGUUAAUUAUAAUAACGGAUGAGAAUUAUAUAAACGUUUUGUUAAUUAUAAUAAAAAUUAUUUCAUUUAGUUUGAA